Molecule: messenger RNA, 2698 nt
Organism: Oncorhynchus gorbuscha (pink salmon)
Lineage: Eukaryota; Metazoa; Chordata; Actinopteri; Salmoniformes; Salmonidae
Gene: setdb2
Product: SET domain bifurcated histone lysine methyltransferase 2
Exons: 9
Coding region: 427-2259 (610 amino acids)
Biological process (GO): negative regulation of gene expression; heterochromatin organization
Cellular component (GO): nucleus
Molecular function (GO): zinc ion binding; protein binding; histone H3K9 methyltransferase activity
Source: RefSeq, a predicted model, not a curated record
AAGUGCAUUAUGGGUAUUCGAAUUUCAUCAAUGGAAGUAGACAAAGUAAAAUGUAUCGAUACUAUCAGGUUUAAAUAGAUAAGGCAGUAGGUACAUUAGCUUAUGUUUUGAGCGAACUGUAAAUUGGUGUCGACACUUGUAAUAAUAAUGCUUUUUGCAAGCAACUUCCUGAAAUCAAUGCAUGCAGCAUAGCAAAGAUAGCUAGAGAUCUAGCUAACGUUGUUACUUACAACAUCCUUACUGGUGUACGUUAGCUGGUAGUACUAGCUAGGCCAUCGACGUUGGAUACCAACAAUAUAUAUGUAACUAGGUUGGUCUUUGGUAGGCUAUAUAUCCGGCAUAAUAUUGACUAUGUGCUUAGCCAAUUGCACAUUUUCUUAACAGGUAUCAGAGGAAUUCAUAACCAGCUGACCAUCAAUAUUGAAAAUGGAUGGGUCAGAGAAAACAGAAGUUGCGAGGGCAAAGUCAUUCUGGGUACAGGUGGACGUGGAAGAAACAUUUGAUGAGCUGUAUGAAUAUCUGACACACCUGAAGCAUGCCAUCAAGACCUGCACUGCUACAGACAGAGAAUAUGUCCAGGGGAUGAAUAUGAUUACCUUAUUGGAUUCCGGGCUGAUUGUGACACCGGCAACUACAGCCCCAGCUACAACUACAGCCCCAGCUACAACUACAGCCCCAGCUACUACUACAGCCCCUGCCACUGGGAAUGAGUCUUUUGUGGAGGUGGUUAUUGGUGCAGAAAUCCUCACAGUUUCAGUCCCUGACAUUGACGACCCUCAGACUCCACUGCCCCCCCAACAGACAGAGCCCGUAUCCCCUCCCUCACCCCUCCGUUACGAUGGCUCCAUCAUCCCCCUGUCGCCCCCCUACCCCAACAGAGAGGACCUCAUGACUCCCCUGCUGCCCCUCCAGCUCCCCUACCAGUUCCAUACCUGCAGCCAGGCCUGUGUGCCCCACCUGCCCCCGUCCGCACACCACUUCCGGGGCCACAACCCUCUCAGGAUCCCACUACUCUGCUCCUUCCAGCGGCAGUGUGCUCCCACCCCACCUCUCACUACUGGGAUUGAGACCGAUUGUGAUGGGACUGAACCAGACUCUAAGGGGGAGGGCUCUGAAAAUUCUGAGGGUGCAGAGUUGGACUCUGAGGUCACCGCGCGGGGUGUUGUUUACAAGGCUCCCUGUGGGCUGAGUCUCUGCACCCCAGGGGAGGUGCUAUGUUUUCUGGUUGCCACAGAGAGUCACAGCGUUCUGCAGGUGGACGACUUCACCUUUGACCCCCUGGUGCAGUUGGAGUGUCUGCGCCCACCCGGGCUGGCUGUGAGGGACCUGAGCCGGGGGUCAGAGCCAACGCCGGUGGAGUUGUGCCUGCAGGAGGAAGGAGUGCGGCCGGAGGACUUCCGCUACAGGAAGGAGCGUUGGCCUCACGGCUGUUUCCUCAGUUCGGGCCCGCUGUUCACCACCUGCUGCGACUGCACUGAUGGCUGUGGUGAUGCGGAGAGCUGCGCCUGCGCUUGUCUGACCCCAGGCGGAAAACACUACUCCCACCAGAGGCUGUCUGAGCAUGUGCCCAAAGGGCUGUACGAAUGCGGUCCUUGGUGUGGGUGUGACCGUGGUAUGUGCCAGAACCGUGUGGUUCAGCGGGGUCUGCGUGUCCGGCUGCAGGUCUUCCCCACCGGAAACAAAGGAUGGGGGGUGCGUUGCCGUGACGACCUGGACAGGGGCACGUUCGUGUGCACAUACGCAGGUGUAGUUCUCAGGGCAGGACUGGACUCCGAUGAGCCCCUCCCACCCAAGCGCCAGAAGGAGGACCUUCCCUCCGACGACGAGGUGGAGGUGGUAGAUGAGUGGCUGGCGCCGGCAGGGGAGGGGCGAGCACCUGCAGAGACCCUGGAGCCCUCGCCCCCCUCCACACCACCUGACGGGCUUCAUGUGCCUGUUAUCCAGAGGCCCGGGGUGGAGCUUUCUCCACAGAUACAAGCUGUGUUGGUGGGAAACUCCCUGCCAGUCCAACCUCUCACGGGCAUGGAGGUUGAGGAGGGUGUGGAGCAAGAGAAUGGGGUACAGAAGCCACAGCUGAAUUCCCAACCACACAUGAAAGAAGUGGAUGUGAAGAUGUCUGUGUCCACAAGCCCCAAAAAACUUGGCCCAAAGCAGAACCCUAUGGAGCACCUGUAUUACAUAGAUGCCACGAAGGAGGGGAACGUGGGAAGGUUCAUAAAUCUGCGACCCCAACCUAUUUGUGCAGAACGUCUUCACUGACUCUCAUGAUCCAAACUUCCCCGUCAUCGCCUUCUUCACCAGCAAAGUGGUGAAGGCGGGGACUGAGUUGACCUGGAACUACUCCCACAGCCCUGACAGUGACCUGGAACAGAAAGUGACAUGUCAGUGUGGCUGUGACGGCUGUCAGGGACUGCUGGCCUGAACCUUGAGAUGAACACAAAACAAAAUACUCCUUUAUAGCCUGCUUCUAGACCAAUUACAUAGUCAGUUUGUGCUGUAAACAAAUCUGCCUUCAGACCAGGCCACAAUGACCCCAAGAUGUGUAUGAUGGUGGACAACCAGUUAUGCUUUGCAGUGAUGUCUGGUGAGGACCUGCCUUACAACAGGCCUACAAGCCCUCAGUCCAGCCUCUCUCAGCCUAUUGCGGACAGUCUGAGCACUGAUGGAGGGAUUGUGCGUUCCUGGUGUAACUGGCAGU